Messenger RNA from Lagenorhynchus albirostris (white-beaked dolphin), 2754 nucleotides. Its product is annotated as cytochrome b5 domain-containing protein 1. The record is from RefSeq and is a predicted model, not a curated record. NCBI's taxonomy places the organism in Eukaryota, Metazoa, Chordata, Mammalia, Artiodactyla, Delphinidae. The transcript is spliced from 4 exons. The coding region runs from base 786 to 1472 and encodes 228 amino acids.
CUCAAUCCCAGAACCCGAGCUAACCCCUGCGCUGGAGCUGCUUUGACGCCGGCUGCAACAGCCAUUCUCCUCUCGCAACAGCAUGGCUGGUCCAGCUGCGGCCAUUUGUUCCCGGGCCUCCUCCAGGCCCUUCAACUUCCUAAGAACCUUUGGUGUCCGGUGGUCUGAGAUCUCGCGAGCGCUCCCGACCUGUUUUCUUUCGCGAGAUCACCUCUCCUCCUCCUCCUCCUCCUCCUCCUCCUCCUCUUCGUCUCCGGCAACUGCAGAAGUAUCGCGAGCUUCUAUUUCGGCGCUGAGGCUCACUGAGGCCUAUUACGUUGGAUGUACCAAGAUAUCGCGAGAAAUUUUCAACUCUAGUUUCUUACACAUCCUUUAAGGAACCCUGGAAUUUAGCGAGAAUACCUUUUUUCAUAAUCACACUCCUCCCCUCCCUUGUUUUUCUGCCUCGCGAGACAGUAUGUCCUGAAUACUCCCUGUAGCCUAGGGUACUGUGAAUGAAAACGGAGUGUGUUCUCUUUCCCGCGGAACUCCUGAGGACAAAACUCAAAUUACUUGAAUGCCUGAAUCGGACUACGUUUCCCGUGAGCACGCGCAGCCCACGCUCCUCUCGCCCAUUUACAGCGUUUGAUCUCAGUGGCCGGUGGCCGGAAAGGGACAAUGGUUUCCAUGUCAGCGGAUAAACGCGCUCGCCUUAGCUCCCGGACCAGAGGGAGGAUGAAACAGAGAGUGCGUGCCGAAAAGCGAGGAAGCAACUAAAGGAGUCGGUGACCGAUAGAGCAAGAGCCAUGGCACGCCGGGGCCUAGUGGCCGGGCCAGACUUUGAGUAUUUUCAGCGUCGCUAUUUCACGCCGGCUGAGGUGGCCCAACAUAACCAGCCCGAAGACCUCUGGGUGUCUUACCUGGGAAACGUGUACGACCUAACGCCGUUGGCACAGGAAUACAAGGGAGACCUGCUGCUGAAACCCAUCGUGGAAGUUGCGGGCCAGGACAUCAGUCACUGGUUUGAUCCAGACACCAGAGACAUCCGCAAGCACAUAGAUCCGCUGACCGGUUCCCUGAGAUACCGCACCCCGUGGGGCCGCUUUCUGCACGUGCCGCCUCAGCUGCCCCGUUCGGACUGGGCCAAUGAUUUCGGGAAGCCUUGGUGGCAGGGGUCGCGUUACGAGGUGGGGCGGCUGUCCGCCAAGACCCGGAAUAUCCGCAUCAUUAACACGCUCACGUCGCAAGAGCACACUCUGGAGGUGGGGGCCCUGGAAUCAAUGUGGGAAAUCCUACACCGCUACCUCCUCUAUAACGCACAUGCUGCCAGCUACACAUGGAAAUAUGAAGGGAAGAACCUGAACAUGGAUUAUACCCUGGAAGAGAAUGGUAUCCGGGAUGAGGAGGAAGAAUUUGAUUAUCUCAAUAUGGACAGUACGCUCUACACACCUGCAGUACUGCUGUACUUCAGUGAUGACCUCACAGAGCUAUAGAAAGAGAGAUGUAUGCUCAUGUAGGCUCAAGACAUAUUUUGAGUUUAGCUGUUUCUGUGACCUGUAGGAAAAGAGAUGGGGAUGGGGCAGGGAGGGCGGUACCUGGACCUAGACCUCCAUUCUACUCUGGGAGCUGGCCUGAGGUUCCCCUUCCCUACUGAAGUGUAAAGGUCCUAUUCCUCGGGUUAGUUACAAUUUACUCUGAGAAAGUUAGGAAGAACGCUAGAAGUGAAUUAAUUUUUAGGAAUGAUACAAGAAAAUAAAGUAUCUUAGAUCAUGGAGAUGUAGAAGAGGAUAGUCAGAUAGAGCUCAGGCAGAACUUUUCGAUAGUAAGAGAAAGAGAAGUCCUACACAGGGAUGAGGGAUGGAAGAACUUUUCUGGCAAUGAUGGAAAUGGGAUGACUGUAGGAAGAUGGGAUCUACAAAGACAGGAAUAGGAAGUGUCUAUAUCACUCGCCAUAUAAAACUGGCUAAUCUCUCUUCUGACUAGUAUUCGGCAGCCACCAGGUAAUUCAGGCUAGAUAUUAUGCUAUGUGCUUUAUACACCUCAUUUAAUACAACUAUCCAUAAGACAGAUACCAUUACCACUACUUACAGAUAAAUCUUCUGAAGCUUAGUAAGAUUUAAUAGCGCAAAAGCCACACUACUUAGUAACCAGACUGCAAACCCAGGUCUUCCCAAUUCCAAAGUCUACGUUCUUCUCAAUGUCCAGGCUCACUGCACAAUGGGAACCUGUAGGCCUAUUGUGUAGUCAGCCGCGGUGUUGUGCUUUUUUGUUUUGUUUUUUUAGUUAUUGCCUUUGGAAGGGACUUAGCACAGUUCUGCAGUGGUAGAGAGGACACAGGGAAGGCCAAGUGUAAGCUGAGUAAUAGCUGAUGAGUCUACUUCAUGGUUAAUCCCGUAGGAAAACUUUCCUCUGACUUUUCUGAGGCAAAGAGGUGGGUAUAUACUGGUUCCAGGAAAAUUAGAGUGGGAAAGGGCUUUUGGAUUGGGACACUUUAGAAGGGGGAGCAAAAAGUAGGCAUGUAUAUUCAUGAUGGGCCUGUGCUUCUGAGGGAAAGAUGAGGAAGACAGGGUCGACUUUGCCAGAUGGUGAUUCUGCAAGAAGGGGCUUGACAGAGGUGAUGUAAAGAGAGGAGCUAAUUGGGGCUUCCCUGGUGGCGCAGUGGUUGGGAGUCCACCUGCCAAUGCAGGGGACGCGGGUUCGUGCCCGGGUCCGGGAGGAUCCCACAUGCCACGGAGCAGCUAGGCCCGUGAGCCAUGGCUGCUGAGCCUGCGCGUC